AUGUCGUUCGAGCGCAAAGAGAGUCCGAACAGCAGCUGUAGGCUGUGCGAGGACCCGGACGACGAGGAAGAUCGCAAGCCCGCAUCCAAGGAAACCUUCCUGUGCGUAAAAUGUGCCGCGAUCCAAGAAGAACUGACUCGCUUGAGACGAGCGGCUGGGAUACCACAAGAUUCAACCGAGGAAUUAGUGGCCCAAAUCUGCGCGCACCAGGAAAAACAGCUACAGGAGUUGACGAAGGCGCUAGCCAACAUUAGCACCAAAGCCGGCGAAACAGAAGGUUCAAACUGGACCAUCUACUUUAAGAGGCAGGCCUUGAUAAGCCUACCUAAGUUCGGAGGCAACCCUAAAGAAUGGCCAAACUUCCGCAAGGCCUUCGACGAUACGACGCACGCCGGAGAAUUCUCUCACCUAGAGAACUUAAAUCGAUUGCAGCAGGCGUUAUACGGUCCGGCAUUAAGAAACGUGCAACAGCUAAUGCUCGAUUGUGAAAAUGUACCGCGAGUAAUCGAGCGGCUGCACGAAAUGUAUGGCCGGCCGGAGCUGGUAUACAGAGAACUGUUGGGUGACCUGCAGAGGAUUAGAAAAGAUUCCAGGACAGUGAUCAUGGACAUGAUGAACGCGCUCGAGAACACAGUAAGUAACAUCAUGUUGAUGGAGAGAGAAGAAUACCUCCGUGACCACCGACUGGUUGACGAAUUAGUGCGAAAGCUGCCAUAUUCCAUCCAAGUUAAACGGAUGGAAUAUGUGUUGAACUCAAUGGAUCAAAUAGGCGUUCAGAACUUGUUCGAUUUAUGUGAAUGGCUGAAACCAUUCGCCAGAGUGACUCAAGCCAUGACAGAGUAUCGAAGGCCUCAGCAGAACUUUGCGAACUCAAAUCAGCGAAACUACUCGACCCAGCACCACGUGAAUCAGUACAACUAUGCGAACCGGCAUGACGCAAACCGUCAGAACAAAUGCAAGGAAGCAGAGAUGCGCGGCAUAAACAGGUGUACGAAAAAACAUCACAAGUCGCUACACCUCGAACCGAAGCCGGAAGAAAACAUCAACACCAAGGCCCAAAAGUAUGUCGAACGGCAGCGCGAUCUCAACGAGAAGGAACGACUGCGCAGAUUGGAGGAAGACACAAUCCGUCGGGCCGAAGACACCAUCCGCCGGUUGGAGGCGAUCCGUCAACAGCAUGCUGUCGAAGAAGCGCGCCGUCGCGACGAAGAAAAACGCAAUCGUCGCGAAGAAGAGGCUCGCCAGGAGUUUGAUGAAAGUAAUGCGAAGGGCGGGAGGUCGGUGAAACAGCGUGACAAUGAUUUUGAUAACAGUGAGAAGUCAUCGGAGUUGCGGCAAAUGUUCGAACCGAUCGAUGAUUCUCAGGUACUGAACACGGACAAGGAGGCAGAAGAACAUCAAUCCUCCAAGAGUAGUUACGAUGACCAAAGUAAUGCGUCGAACCAGUUGCGCCAAAAACGUGUACGCAAAAAAGCAGUAUUAAUGCGUCGAACCAGUUGCGCCAAAAAACGUGUACGCAAAAAAGCAGUAGCAGCAGCACGAGAACGACAGGCCAUAUCGCCGACUCCAAAGAUAAAGAAAAAGAAUAGAACAAACAGUCGUUGUAAGUCGAACAGCUAUGAUAAGAGUGAGUCCAACCAAGCGGAUUCCGAUAACUCGGAUCGCUUCCGGAAAAAAUGGAGCACGGCAGCAGCGAAAAGGAGUGCAGCGGCCACUGAUAGUGACGAAUUGUUGGAAGUGAAUCACGAAGCUGAACCAUCGGUGGCAGCCGUUGUAGCGGAAGACGAGAAGAACGAAACGAUUGGGUGUGUUAGCGGACGACGGCAGGGCAAUAAAGAAGCGACCGGUGCCCUCACGACAAUGUACGAGAUCAAGGAGAACGGUGACCUAAACUUGAAAGGUGAAGUAGGCGAUGGCCGAUUGGAGCAAAUGGAGAAACUGGACAUCGGCGCGUUCCUGAUGUGUCUCGCGAAGCUGUUCAAGCCGUUGCAGAAGCAGCAACAGCCAUCGCCGGGAUUACAGCAACCAUCGCGGCUGCACAACACGGGCGAGGACCAGAGAGGUAAGGACGAUCAUCCGGGACACAUCACACUGAGACCGUCGGACGGGCGGUGGGUACCACCGUCAGCGUAA
Messenger RNA from Anopheles cruzii, 2133 nucleotides. RefSeq lists its product as uncharacterized. Lineage: Eukaryota; Metazoa; Arthropoda; Insecta; Diptera; Culicidae. The record is from RefSeq and is a predicted model, not a curated record. Bases 1 to 2133 code for a protein of 710 amino acids. The transcript has 2 exons.